Exophiala spinifera is the source of this 1830-nucleotide messenger RNA. Its product is annotated as 5-aminolevulinate synthase, mitochondrial. Lineage: Eukaryota; Fungi; Ascomycota; Eurotiomycetes; Chaetothyriales; Herpotrichiellaceae. Gene Ontology annotation, biological process: heme biosynthetic process. Gene Ontology annotation, cellular component: mitochondrion. The record is from RefSeq and is a predicted model, not a curated record. Gene Ontology annotation, molecular function: 5-aminolevulinate synthase activity; pyridoxal phosphate binding. Bases 1 to 1830 code for a protein of 609 amino acids. The transcript is spliced from 2 exons.
AUGGAAGCUCUCCUUCACCAGUCCAAGGGCGUCUGUCCUUUCCUGAAGAAAACCUCGCCUGCGACUUUGCGCUCUCUCUCCACCUCGACCCGCCAGUCGCCGGGCGGCGGCACCAUCACCAACCUGCAAUUCAUUGCACGACGAUGCCCUGUCAUGAACAAGGCUCUGGCCGUCCAGAGUGCUCGUCUUGGUCACCGCAACUAUGGCAAGGUUGCCACCAGCACCGGUGUGGUCAAGUCGUUGUUGGAGAAGAAAUUGCACACCUCGGCUGAGAAAAAGGCCAGUGUUGACACGACCAUGUUCCGUCCGGCUCAGCAAGCACCUCCUCCGCAAAAGGCGCAAUCUUCCGUCAAGAAGCCAGACACCUACGCCGGCCCCAGGCCCAAUGCCCCACCAACUCCGCGCUUCGACUAUGACGCUUUCUACAACCAUGAACUCGAGAAGAAGCACAAGGACAAGUCGUACCGCUAUUUCAACAACAUCAAUCGCCUGGCGAAGGAGUUUCCACGAGCCCACAUGGCUGUCCCGGAAGAGAGGGUGACUGUCUGGUGCUCUAAUGACUACCUGGGUAUGGGUCGCAACAAGCACGUCCUGAAGACCAUGCACGAGACUCUGGAUAUGUAUGGAGCUGGUGCCGGGGGAACUAGAAAUAUUUCCGGCCAUAAUCAGCAUGCCGUGGCCUUGGAAAAGACUUUGGCCGAUCUUCAUGGCAAGGACGGAGCUCUGGUCUUCUCCUCCUGCUAUGUCGCCAAUGAUGCUACUUUGGCUACACUGGGCAGCAAACUACCCGACUGUGUCAUCCUCAGUGACAGCAUGAACCAUGCAUCCAUGAUCCAGGGUAUCCGUCAUUCGGGUGCCAAGAAGAUGGUAUUCAAGCAUAACGAUCUGGUCGACCUCGAAGCGAAACUGGCCAGCCUUCCACCUGAACAACCCAAAAUCAUUGCUUUUGAAUCCGUCUACAGUAUGUGCGGCUCAGUCGCACCCAUCGAGGCCAUUUGUGACCUGGCCGACAAGUAUGGUGCUAUCACGUUCUUGGAUGAAGUCCAUGCUGUCGGUAUGUACGGGCCGAGAGGCGCUGGCGUGGCCGAGCACCUCGACUAUGAAGUCUAUGCAAACCCGGCCCGCACCAAGGAAUCUCAAAGGGGCAGUGUCAUGGACAGAAUUGACAUUAUCACCGGUACGCUGGGUAAAGCGUACGGCUGCGUCGGUGGCUACAUCGCUGGCUCAGCUGCGCUCGUCGAUACCAUCAGGUCUCUUGCGCCUGGCUUCAUCUUCACCACCAGUCUCCCACCUGCAACUAUGGCAGGUGCUCGAACCGCGAUUGAGUAUCAAGCAAGAUACCAAGGUGACCGUCGUCUUCAACAAUUGCACACUCGAGCAUUGAAGGAUGAAUUGACCGGCCGCGGUAUUCCUGUCAUCCCCAACCCUUCGCACAUUGUUCCUGUCCUGGUCGGCGACGCAGAAACUGCCAAGCAAGCUUCCGACAUGCUCCUGUCUGACUACGGCAUCUACGUCCAAUCCAUCAACUAUCCAACAGUCCCCCGCGGAGAGGAGAGACUCCGUAUCACUCCUACACCGGGCCACACUGAUGACCUCCGGGCUGAACUUGUGGAUGCGCUCGAGAAUGUCUGGGACCGCCUCAACAUCAAGCGUGUGGCGGAUUGGGAAGCUCAAGGAGGUUUUGUCGGCGUGGGCGUCAAGGACGCCGAACCCGUCCAGCCUCUCUGGACCGAUACCCAGCUUGCACAUGCGGCGCAAGUCACCGAACCCGAGGUUGCCGAUGAAGCGACCGAGGAGCGCAUCAUGCCCAUCGCGGCGGCUGCGGCUUGA